GUAUCAACCUCUUUUGGAUCUCUUCAGCUUCAACUUUGAUCAUCCAUACAGAGGUAUGUCCAUGACUCUUGAUUACCAUUGAUACGUACAUUAGUUAUUUACGUUCCUUAUCUAAUAACUUUUCUAUUUCAUCAUUUAUAGUAAAAUAUGAAAUUCAUCAUAUUAAUUUUGCAAAACUCAUUGAGUUUUCUCCGUCUUUCACAAAUAGAUCUCACUUUUAUUUCUACGAAAACGUAAAAGCAAAGUACUAUAAGAAAGAUAAAAUUUUAAAAAAUGAAAAUGAAAUUUUUUUUAUUUUUUGUGUGUGGAGACAUCUAUAUUCUAAGUAAAGAGGAAAUCUUAGUGCAAUAACUAACAUAAAACUAAUAUGUAUGGCAUGUUUUUUUUAAGUACUUGCAUAGCUAGUAGUUCUUUUUCAGUUCAUGGUAGUUAAUUCACCUCAUUAAGGAAAAAUUUAUUUUGGUGAAGACCUUCGUAAAUGCUUUCUAAUCCUUCAACUCAUUAUAAUGGUCAUGGCUUGUAAAUGAAAACCAGGAAAUGGAGAAGGUGCAACAAAUGACAAACAACAAAGGAAUCAUGAAGGUUGAAAUUCAUAGCCAUUUCAAUUCUGCGGUGGAAGUGGGUUCCCGUGGGCUAUCUCGUCAGACAAGCAUGACCAAGACCAACUGCCUUUGCUCACCAACCACUCACCCUGGUUCUUUCCGGUGUAGGAUUCACCGUUCUCUUUCGUUGCAACGUACCAAGAGUAUCGAGGCUGCAUCUCUAUUGGAUUCUCCACCAAAGCCAGCGGAUUCCCCUAGUACCGCUACAUAGAUUCAUGCAUGAAUCCAUGACAUUACCAAUGUUUGUUGUAACUUGUAAUUUGAUCAUUAUAUGGAGGAGUAGGCUUUUAUUUUCCAACAAUACGCAUGAAUUUACGCGUUAAUCAAUGGCAUUACAAUUGUUCAUAUGAAAACAUGAUCCGAUAACAUAUUAGAAGUACAUUAAUGAGUAGAGUGAAGUGGAAUCUUACUUGUAACUAUAUAUACGAUUAAUAUGAAAGAUGCCCUUUGGAAAUAU
Arabidopsis thaliana (thale cress) is the source of this 1059-nucleotide messenger RNA. RefSeq lists its product as uncharacterized. NCBI's taxonomy places the organism in Eukaryota, Viridiplantae, Streptophyta, Magnoliopsida, Brassicales, Brassicaceae. Bases 538 to 813 code for a protein of 91 amino acids. The record is from RefSeq and is marked reviewed. The transcript has a single exon.